UGGGAGCGGGAGCCCCCUGCGCCCGCCGCCAUGUUGCCUGCGUUGCGCCCGCCGCCACCGGCGGCCUCCACCGUGCCCUACACCUACUGCAGCCCUCCACGCGCCGUGCCCGCCCGUCCCAAGUACCGAGCACCGCUGGAGGCCGACGAACCGGUGAAGGAGCCCGCUCGCUGGGCCAACCUGAUGUACGACAGGAGAGUGGUGCGCGGCAACACGUACGCCCGUCAGGCUGUGCCUAUGUGUAUCCAUCAUCCCAAUGCAAUUGAGAUUCAAAGGCAGAGAGAAGCACGGAGGAGAGCAUUGGCUAGAAAGAGAGCAGAAGAGCAAAUACAGCUAAGAACACCUGAGCCUGUGGAAGGCAGAAAGCACAUUCAUGUGCAGACAGAGCUGUAUUUGGAAGAGAUAAGUGACCGGAUAAUAGAGGUUGAUGUGGAGUGUCAAACGGAUGCAUUUUUGGACAGACCUCCCACUCCUUUCUUCGUGCCGGCCAAAACAGGAAGAGAUAUGGCCACACAAAUAGAAGAAGGAGAGCUCUUUGACUUUGACAUUGAAGUCAAGCCUAUCCUGGAAGUGCUGAUUGGGAAAACCGUUGAGCAAGCUUUGCUGGAAGUCAUGGAGGAAGAAGAGCUGGCUGAGCUGUGGGCACAUCAGCGUGCCUAUGCAGAGCUGCGCAAUGCAGAGCUGGCUGAGGUCCAGCGCCUGGAAGAGCAAGACAGGCGAUACAGAGAGGAGAAGGAACGCUGCAAACAGCUGCAGAUGCAAAUGCUGCAGAAAGAGAAAGAGACCAUGGAGAAAAUUGCAGCUCAGGCAUUUGCUAAGCGUUACUUGGCUGAUCUUAUUCCCUCAGUCUUCAACAAUCUUCAUGAGAGUGGGUUUUUCUAUGAUCCUAUAGAAAGAGACAUUGAGACAGAAUUCCUGCCAUGGCUGAUGACAGAAGUGGAAGAAACACUAGAAAAGAAGACUCUGGGAAGGGUGAUGCUUGACUCAUUGAUUCGUACGGUGACUGAAAAACGCUUAGAUGCGUUUAGCCGGAAACCUCUGCCUGAUCAGAUAGAGGCACUUGCUGAGGAGCGCAGGCCAACAGACAAUGCACCACUGGUGGCUGCUGAGACAGAAGCUGCUGACCAAGCAGUCACAGCAGAUGAAGAGACUGACCAACCUGCUGCUGAGGAACAGGCUUCGCGUCACAUCACUUUCCAGUUAGAGGAAGCCGAUCAAGAAGAAAUGGAGGACUCGGAAACUGACUAGCAAGCAGUGCAGAAUGGCGGUUGUGGAGCAGCAGGGGAAGCUCUGUCCCAAGAAGGAUGCCCCGUGACAGGACCAGAAGCCAGGGACAAAAGUUGCAUCGGAGGAAGUGCUCCCUGAACAUGCACAUGCAAGUGCUCUCUGCUCACUGAGUGCUGUGCUCAGCACUUCUGUUGUCAGCAGCAGAGACCCAAGAUAACGGUACAAAAUGGGAAAUCUUAAUGCCAUGAAGUGCCUUCUUUUAAAGCAAAAAACUACGAUCAAUGAAAAAGGGGACAUUUCUGCGGUUCCCGUGAAGUACUGACGACUCAUUACGAUCACAACA
Molecule: messenger RNA, 1570 nt
Organism: Meleagris gallopavo (turkey)
Lineage: Eukaryota; Metazoa; Chordata; Aves; Galliformes; Phasianidae
Gene: RSPH3
Product: radial spoke head 3
Cellular component (GO): cilium
Source: RefSeq, a predicted model, not a curated record